UACCCGCGACUAACGAGUGUCACGUUCUCCUUGCAGUAAUCCAAGGGAUAUCGUUCAAUCCUCCAGUCGAAAGAGCGAAGUAUGGAGAUUCCAGAUUCUGCAAUUGAAUCUCAGGAGCGAAAAUUCGCUCUUCCUGUGGAUUCUGAACACAAGGCCACUGAGUUCAAAUUAUUCUCAGCGGCUAAACCCCACAUGCGAACAUUCCAUCUUUCUUGGAUCUCCUUCUUCGCAUGCUUCGUCUCUAGCUUCGCUGCUCCUCCUCUCCUUCCUCUCAUUCGCGAUAAUCUCAAUCUCACAGCCACAGACAUUGGAAAUGCUGGGAUUGCUUCUGUUUCUGGUGCAGUUUUCGCUCGAAUCGCAAUGGGCACCGUGUGUGACUUGUUUGGCCCUCGUCUUGCUUCCGCCUCUCUCAUUCUCCUCACAGUGCCGGCAGUCUAUUGUUCUUCCAUCAUCUCAUCUUCUACCUCCUUCCUUCUCGUUCGCUUCUUCACAGGCUUCUCUCUAUCCACCUUCGUCUCAACCCAGUUCUGGAUGAGCUCUAUGUUCUCUACUCGGGUCGUUGCUUCGGCCAAUGGACUCGCAGCUGGAUGGGGCAACCUAGGAGGAGGAGCCACACAGCUUGUUAUGCCUAUUGUAUUUGGAAUCGUACGUGAUAUUGGUGCUGAGAAAUUCACAGCAUGGCGAAUAGCGUUUUUCAUUCCUGCAAUAUUUCAGAUGUUAACAGCAUUUGCAGUGUUCAUAUUUGGCCAGGAUUUGCCAGAUGGGAAUUUCCACACCUUGAAGAAAUCUGGAGAGAAGGUAAAGGAUGACUUCAACAGAGUUCUUUUCUUUGGGAUUUCAAAUUACAGAGGGUGGAUUCUGGCAUUGACAUAUGGAUAUUGCUUUGGGGUAGAGCUAACAAUAGAUAACAUCAUAGCAGAGUAUUUCUAUGACAGAUUUAACCUGAAACUCCACACGGCAGGAAUAAUUGCUGCAAGUUUUGGAUUAGCUAAUAUAUUUUCUCGACCUGGCGGAGGGUAUAUGUCAGAUUUAGUGGGGAAGCGGUUUGGAAUGAGAGGAAGGCUUUGGGCCUUGUGGCUGUGUCAAACCAUAGGAGGCUUGUUCUGUGUAAUCCUCGGAAAGGUGGCAUCUUUAACAGUGUCCAUAAUUGUCAUGAUCAUAUUCUCUAUAUUUAUUCAAGCUGCCUGUGGGAUGACCUUUGGGGUGGUUCCUUUUGUAUCGAGAAGAUCAUUGGGGGUCAUCUCUGGAAUGACAGGAGGUGGAGGAAACGUGGGUGCAGUUUUGACGCAGUUAAUAUUCUUCACAGGAUCAAGAUAUUCAAAAGAAACAGGCAUUACCUUAAUGGGUGUGAUGAUCAUAUGUUGCACACUUCCAUUAUGUUUGAUAUACUUCCCCCAAUGGGGUGGCAUGCUUUGUGGUCCAUCGUCGAAGCAAUUUUCUGAAGAAGAUUACUACUUGUCUGAGUGGAGUUCCAAGGAACAAGAGAAAGGGUCCCACCAUGGAAGCUUGAAGUUUGCAGAUAACAGCAGAAGUGAAAGAGGCAGAAGCAGUGCUCGCUCUGCUGCAACCAGGCCUUCUGAUGAUGUCACGCCACCACGUGUCUGAAGAUUUGCAAUGUGCUCUCAAGAAUCAACUUAUUGUGUCAAUAAUAAUAUUCUGGCUUGCUUAUAGAUAUAGGGUUGGCUAUGGUAUUUUGAAGAUUAUGUACACUGCGUCUGUGAAAUCUACUUUCUUCUGCUAGUUAUGUCUACUAGUCUACCAGUAUGUAAAUUCCGUAGAAAAUAAAUUGAUGUGGCUCGCUUGCAAAUAUUACUUUUUGGGUUGUGAGAACAUCUAAGUAUUAGAAUGGUUAUGUGAUUUGACCUUGGUUUGAA
Prosopis cineraria is the source of this 1874-nucleotide messenger RNA. RefSeq names its product high affinity nitrate transporter 2.5-like. Gene Ontology annotation, molecular function: nitrate transmembrane transporter activity. Lineage: Eukaryota; Viridiplantae; Streptophyta; Magnoliopsida; Fabales; Fabaceae. The record is from RefSeq and is a predicted model, not a curated record. Gene Ontology annotation, biological process: transmembrane transport. Bases 82 to 1605 code for a protein of 507 amino acids. The transcript is spliced from 2 exons.